This is a messenger RNA of Alternaria arborescens, 1071 nucleotides long. RefSeq lists its product as hypothetical. The coding region runs from base 1 to 1071 and encodes 356 amino acids. Gene Ontology annotation, molecular function: protein binding; 6-phosphogluconolactonase activity. The record is from RefSeq and is a predicted model, not a curated record. NCBI's taxonomy places the organism in Eukaryota, Fungi, Ascomycota, Dothideomycetes, Pleosporales, Pleosporaceae. The transcript is spliced from 2 exons.
AUGAACACUUUACUCAUCGCUUUGUCAGUUAUAGGGCAAGCAGCUGCCGACCGGCUGCUGGUGGCUUCAUACGGAAAUGAAACUCAUGCUGGCGCCAUCCAGACGCUCGAAGUACUGCCUAGCACAAGCGCAAAUUCCAGCCAUGCGAUGAAAGUUACCCAAGAGAACCACGAGUGUGGAACUUUGCCUACAUGGUUGGAUGCGUCCCUUGGCCUGGAUAGGAUAGUCUGUCUAGACGAAUCAGCUGCCAAUGCUAGUCUCACAAUGUUGAGCCUUGGUGAUGACGGCAACCUCCAAAAGGUGUCCAAUACCAGUGUGCUGGGAGGAGCAGUAUCUUCGGCGUCCUACAAUAACAAAUCCGCAUUAGCCCUUGCUCACGCGCCUGAGCAGAUCCAUCAAGCAGUCGUCGAUCCUACGGGGCAAUACAUGAUAUUCCCCAGUCUCGGUGCAGAUACGGUCCACGUCUAUUGCAUCGAUCCUGUCAGCCACUUGCUCACAGAGCAUGCGCCACUCAAAUCCAAACAAGGAUACGGUCCGCGACAUGCAGUUUUCUGGACAAGUUCCAAUUCUACAAAGACGUACCUUUUUGUAGUCCAUGAGAAGAGCAACAAGAUCACGAGUUACGAAGUUUGUUAUCUCGAGCAGGGCGGCCUAGCUUUUACCGAAGUCGACGAGGUCAGCACAUACGGCAAUCAAACCGUCCCGCCAGCGACGUUCGCUUCGGAGAUGACGCUCUCGCCUGAUAACAGGUUUUUGAUCGCAGCAAACCGUAACGGCACAGUUUUCAAAGUAGAGAAUUCGGACCCAACCAACAGCACUCAAGUUCCGAGUGAUUCACUUGUGACGUUCAAACCGUCAGCCGACGGAAAGCUAUCGUUUGUCCAGCUUGCAAAAUCAGGGGGGUGGUACCCUCGCCACUUCAGUAUGAACCAGAAUGGAUCGUUGAUUGCGGUCGCAAAUCAACUCAGCAAAAACGUCGACAUCUAUGCCCGUAACCUAGAAACUGGAAUCAUCGAAGACGGCAAAGCGGUGGCAAGAGCUAACAAUCUCGGGCCCGGCGACUUGAUGUAA